Molecule: messenger RNA, 2027 nt
Organism: Cololabis saira (Pacific saury)
Lineage: Eukaryota; Metazoa; Chordata; Actinopteri; Beloniformes; Belonidae
Product: zinc finger protein 37-like
Exons: 7
Coding region: 33-1697 (554 amino acids)
Cellular component (GO): nucleus
Source: RefSeq, a predicted model, not a curated record
ACACGGAGAAUCAGUUCUGCAGUCCAACUGAAAUGGAGACAGUUGUCAACAGUGAGAGGUGUCAGAAACAUAGCCUGGUGUGUGCAACUGUCUCCCCCUUGGACAAGUGUCUCCAGUGUGUGGGACCUGUGUCCUCCCUCAAGUGGCUUGGCUAUAAAUGCAGAGAACUCCCACAGGAAAAUGUUUGUACGGUGGAGGAGGACGGGGUUUUCAGUGACCAGCACCUUGAUAACCUGGAGAGGAGCUGCAGCCCGGACCAGGAGGAACCGGAGCAUCCACAGACUACAGAACCGGAGGAAGACUCCAGCGGUCAGGAGAUGAAGCACAAGGACGUAGACGUGGAUGUCUCAUUGGUCAAUGUCGCUGAUGUGAAAGUUGAAAAUGGUGAACCAGGACCAAACUGUGGCCAGCUGCUGUUGCACACUUCUCCUGAAGCUCAUAACAAAGAUGAGGAAGGGACUGAAAGUUUACGCUCAGACUCCAGUAAAACUGCAGAUCCGGAGCCAAUGAGACGACACGGUGACCACGAAGAUGCUGCUGUCCCGUCAGACAGCAACUGUAAACCAAAGCUGAUCAGGACCUACACGAGGAAGAAGGUUUCUACUAAGGAAAUGCCUCCAGAAGAUUCUGGUGUUACAAAGUCUUCCUCCACAAUUGAAGAUUUGGAACAGAUGGACACGGAGAAUCAGUUCUGCAGUCCAACUGAAAUGGAGACAGUUGUCAACAGUGAGAAGUGUCAGAAACAUAGCCUGGUGUGUGCAACUGUCUCCACCUUGGACAAGUGUGUGGGACCUGUGUCCUCCCUCAAAUGGCUUGGCUACAAAUGCAGAGAACUCCCACAGGAAAAUGUUUGUAAGGUGGAGGAGGACGGGGUUUUCAGUGACCAGCACCUGGAUAACCUGGAGAGGAGCUGCAGCCCGGACCAGGAGGAACCAGGGCAUCCACAGACUACAGAACCGGAGGAAGACUCCAGCGGUCAGGAGAUGAAGCACAACGACGUAGAGGUGGAUGUCUCAUUGGUCAAUGUCGCUGAUGUGAAAGUUGAAAAUGGUGAACCAGGACCAAACUGUGGCCAGCUGCUGUUGCACACUUCUCCUGAAGCUCAAAACAAAGAUGAGGAAGGAACUGAAAGUUUACGCUCGGACUCCAGUAAAACUGCAGAUCCACAGCCAAUGAGACGACACGGUGACCACGAAGAUGCUGCUGUCCCGUCAGACAGCAGCUGUAAAUCAAAGCUGACCAGGACCCACACGAGGAAGAAGGUAUUUUCUUGCAGAACUUGCGGGAAAGAGUUCAGUAAAAGUUGUAAUUUAAUGGAUCACAUAAAGAUCCACACCGGCAAAAGGCCGCACCUGUGCAACACUUGCGGAAAAACCUUUACUCAAUCAUCACUUCUUAAACGCCACAUAGCCACGCACACGGGCGAGAAGCCCUACAUCUGCAAAACAUGUGGAAAAAGUUACAGGCAACGUUCCACCCUGGUGGUUCACUUGAGGAUCCACACCGGUGAAAGGCCGUUCGUGUGCAACACCUGCGGAAAAACCUUUACUGAUUCAUCAGCUCUUAAACGCCACAUAUACACGCACACGGUCGAGAAGCGAUAUUUGUGCAACACGUGCAACAAAGGUUUUGACCGCAGAAUUGAUUUGCUGAGACACAUGAUAUAUCACCCGGAGGAGAAGUCUGGUGACUCGUGACAAAUGAAGCUCAUGUCAUCGUCCUCCGGGGGCAGCUGUCCACUCCUGUCUGACCCACAGAAGAAGAACCCGCAGAAGUCCAACCACCACCUCCUGUGGCUGAUGAGCCUACUCCCCUCCCCACAAGAGUUGCAGGUUAAACCCGGAUUUAUGUUUGUCCGUCAACUUGACGCAGAGGGAACGAUGAGGUUGUGUUGCGAUGGGGUUUUUUUUUUUUAAGUUCUGCAUUUGUCUGUCUGUGUGAAUAUAAUAUAGAAUUGACUUGGAAUAUUAGAUAUGAUAGAGUAUUAUAUGAUGGGUAUAUGUAUGUGUAUAUGUAUAUGUGUGUAU